This is a messenger RNA of Striga asiatica, 505 nucleotides long. The record is from the annotation of a GenBank genome assembly. Lineage: Eukaryota; Viridiplantae; Streptophyta; Magnoliopsida; Lamiales; Orobanchaceae.
GUUCACAAAAUUGAGGGCGAAAAGAGCCACACAAGUUUUCUUGGUAGAAAUUGAUGAUGGAUUUAGCGAACAUAUGGGUGCAAUACUAAAGUCCUUAAAGAGAAAGAAAUGUUCAAAGUGGACAAUAUCCCAUUGGUGGCAACAAGGGCUGAAAACGGCAAGGAAAAGGAAAACAAAUUCAAUCGACUUUAGCUCCCGGUUUCCAGAGGGCCUCACAUGGAAUCCCUCAAGGAGUGAAAGUCACCAUGGUCAACCUGCUGAGUCAUCAUGCCGAUGUGGAAUACCGCUUCAUGACCCAACAAAUCAAACACACUCAUGCAAGGACAGAUGCACAAUGACAUUUGAUCUAGACCGUAGGUUUGACAUGCUUUAUGCCUAUAAAAGGCAAGAUCCGUCAUUGCCAAAUGCUGAUGUUCAAACACUUGAUACCCACAUUCAAGGCAGCAACAACAUUUCAAAUCAAUCUCCUUCAGUGAGUCCAAGGCAUAGUGAUCAUGGGACACCU